UGAAAUAUUUCAAUUUCUUAGUUUUGUGAGCUUUAUGGACAAUUUUCAGCAUUUUUUAUUUUUUGAAAAUUUGAAUUUUUUUCCAAAAUUCUUUCCAACGGAUCCCUGCCAGAACCAGUGUCUGCCGAUCCGGUCUCUGAAGGAGCCGGGCUCUACCGGACCCGGUCUAUGACUUGCCGCCUCUUCAAGGAUCAGGUGAGGCAGACUAUUACCGACAGAGACCGGGUGAUGGAGAAAACGCUGAGGCAGACACAGUCCUGGAGACCGAGUGAGGCAGCUCGAGAGCGGCAGAAAUCGGGUGAUUCAGACUGAUUCCAGCAGAGACCGGAUAUGUCACAGACCAACUGAGUCAAUCAGUAUCCGGCAGAUAGCGAGUGAGGCAUAGACCGAUUCAGGCCGAGACCAUGCCUGGCAGUUAUCGAAUGUGGAAGAGACUAUUUCUGUUAGGGAUCGAGUAGGGAAAAUUUUAUAGAGAAUUGAAAUUUUUUAAAAUUGUCGAAAAAUGAAAGAAUGCUGCAAUUGUCUGACAUGCGCACAAAACCAAAAAUUUCCCAAAUUUUCUGAAAAAAUUUCGAAGAUGAAAUUUUCCUAUUUUUGUAAAGCAAAAUAAAACCAGACAUUAUUUUUCAAUAAGCGAAAAUGAAAUUGCAAUUCAUUCUUAUGCCCCUUCUCAUUAUUUUUAAAUUUAUUUCCUUCUGAUAAGGAGCACAUUUAAUAUUAAUUAUUCACUUUUUACAUUUAUGAUUGAAUGUAACCAAAUUAUAAGUUAGAGUGAUUCUGUUUUUCUUUAAGUACCAACAAUGUGUAAAUAUGGACCGACAAUGGUCAGUCUUUACGUGAACUCCUGCGUGCGUAACAAUGCAAGAAAAAGCACUGGAAUUUCCUAACCACACCUGCAACAAUCUUGGUUGAGCGUGCCGUAAGUCUCUUUUCUCGUUUCUUAUGCAUGAAGUAUAAUAGCCUGAAUGAACCUUAUUGCACUCCACACUUUUACCGAAGAAACUAAUUGUUGCGUCAUCUGUUUACUCGGCAUUGUUGUUUCAUUAUUGCCGUCAACAAUCCGCUUUCGUUAUUGCGGAAAGAAUUUGCUGUGAAUCGGCUGUGAAUGCGUCGUAGACUAGAUAAUUUUGUGCUGUUAAAAACGUUUUAGAAUAUCACAAUUACUUUUCUUAUAUAAGAAUUAUUGAGAAAUCUGUGAUACUGCCCUCCACUCUCUCCAUUAUAUUUUAGAUUAGAUCGAUCAUUGACGGUGGACGUCGUGGUCUCGUACAAUUGAACAAAGUUUGAGGAGAUGGAGGUUAAGCGAGAAAGCGGCUGUCCUGAGCAAGAUGGCGUCAGGUGCACGUGCACCAAAGCAUUGGUCCGUCUGAAUAAACUAAGAGAGAAGAACCUCUUGUGUGACGCGGUGCUGAGGUCGGAGGACGGCGGCGUCUUUCGAGUCCACAGAGUGAUUCUGUCGAUGCGCAGCGAAUAUUUCAGGACACUCUUCACGACAACCCUGCACACCAGUGAGGAGACUGACAUUCUCCUCCACGGAGUCAGCUCAGACAUGAUCACCCUGAUACUGGAUUAUGUUUAUUUUCGCGAGGUGGACAUCCGCUCCGACAACGCGCGUCAGCUGCUCGAGACGGCUGAGUACUUGUGGGUACCAGGCUUUACUGAACUCUGCUGCGACUUCCUCAAGGAAGCGAUGGACGUUCUCAACUGUAUCAACAUCUUGCGUGUCGCAAGGUUACACUACCUCGCCCACCUCGAGACUUCCGCUCGUCGCUUCGUUCUGCGCCACUUCGUGGAAGUGUCUCAGCAGAGCGAAGAACUUUUGGAACUGCCUGUAGAGGAGCUGCAAGCGAUAAUCGAGGCCGAGGAACUAAACGUGAAGAACGAGAAAGUUGUGUGGGAGUGCAUUCUCCGGUGGAUCAACCACGACCCGGACAACAGGAAAGGUCACAUCGCGGGCCUUUUCAAGGGCGUCAGACUGGGACGACUUGACACAAAGUUUUUCAAUGAGACGGUCAGUAUGCCCCUGAAAUCGUGGAUGUUUAUUGGAAGUAAAUCCCUCAUUUUCAAUUCCAUAUUCACACGUGUUCUUAACCAAUUAAUGUAAAUCGGGAGCCUUUUU
Molecule: messenger RNA, 2119 nt
Organism: Zootermopsis nevadensis
Lineage: Eukaryota; Metazoa; Arthropoda; Insecta; Blattodea; Termopsidae
Source: RefSeq, a predicted model, not a curated record